AUGCCGUCAGAGUGCGCUCUGCACUCCCUGAUCCGCGCGACGUUCAUAGGUGUGUUAGCGUGCGUCUCCCUCGUUCUGCACGGGUGUGGCGGCAGCGACGUCAGCCAUCCUUUGGUUUGCAGCCGUGUCGAGGGUUGCAAUGGCGCCGAUUCUGGGCAUUUCCAACGCUGGGUGUUUGCAUUCAUGUGGCAGCCCACUUGGUCAUUCGAUGAAUGCCUCGAUGGGAGCACGCCUUUAGCACCAUGGUUGAAAAACGAUACGUUCGCGGUCACCCACCUAAGCUUGCACGGUCUUUGGCCUGAGUACUACCCUCAGGGUCGCAAUGGCUCUCUGUGGCCACAGUAUUGCGUUGGUCCGGCAGGCGACUUCCACAACUGCAACCCGCCAAAGGCAGCCGAUUGCCAGGUAUCUGCAUCGACAGUUGCGCAGUUCAACACCACAGACCUGUGGCAGUCUUCUGGCAUGGAGUACGCAUGGGGGACGCUGGCCGCACAUCAGUGGAGCAAGCAUGGGAGCUGCACCGGAUGGAACGAGUCGCAUUUCUUCCAGGUGACGUACGACACGUACGACAGGCUGCGCAGAACGUCAGGCGCCAAAGCCAUCGAGGCAGCUGCCGGCACAGACGUGCCUCGAUCGAGCAUGCAGAAAGGGUUCGGCAAGUCUGCCGCCCUGGUGUGUGACGACGACUGCCAGCUGAGCGAGGUCUGGAUCAUGCUCGAAGCUGAUCCUGAAACGCACCUUCCCCUUGGUGAAGUGCCAUACGGGGACUCCGCGCCUAAGAGCUGUAUGCCGUGCAAGGAUAUUAAGGUCCCAGGGCUCAGAGCUUGUCCUCCACCGGCGACAUCAUGCAAGCCCUUCUCCAUGGGGCCGCCAUGCGAGUCCGACGCAGAAUGCAAACAUUUCGCAGGUUGCAAGCGAUGCGCAUUCACAUCCAAGCACUGCACGGACGUUGAAGAAGAUUAUGAUCCAGGUUCUAGCUCCACUUUUCUGUAG
Molecule: messenger RNA, 993 nt
Organism: Prorocentrum cordatum
Lineage: Eukaryota; Dinophyceae; Prorocentrales; Prorocentraceae
Source: the annotation of a GenBank genome assembly